Messenger RNA from Amphibalanus amphitrite, 1935 nucleotides. Its product is annotated as protein amalgam-like. Bases 613 to 1935 code for a protein of 440 amino acids. Gene Ontology annotation, molecular function: protein binding. Gene Ontology annotation, cellular component: neuron projection. The transcript has 11 exons. Lineage: Eukaryota; Metazoa; Arthropoda; Thecostraca; Balanomorpha; Balanidae. The record is from RefSeq and is a predicted model, not a curated record.
ACCAGUAGCCGAACUGUGGUAUCAUUUUCAGAACUGUGACGGACUGCUUGCCGAACUGUGACGGACCUUCACAGUCGAGCUGUGAGACACACGUUCUGUCCCGCCAGCUCCGUAUCGUGCUCGGCACCAAUCUGUAAGGUGCUCAGUAGCUCUGUUCUCGUAUUGAGCUGUGCCAGAUCGCCGACAGAUAGUGUCACUGCGGACCCCGCGGCACCGUUUUCGUCGAGUGCCUCCGGCAGACGUCGGCCGCUCUGAAGGUCAGACUGUCGGCGACGACGGCGGAGUUCCGGAGCUUCGAACGACAGUGGCGAGGUGAUUGUUCCCAGUGACGGUGAUGGGCUCCCGGCCCGGCGUCUGAGGCGUGCUCGUGACCGGGCGGAGGGGAGGAGUCCGCCGCUGAAAGGGACGCUGCAGACGGGGCGAGGUGGAGGUGGCUGUCCUCAGCUUCCGAGGGCCACAAGAGAGGAGUGUAUUCUGCUCUCCUUGCACAGUUGCCCUGUCUGAGAGCUGAGCGGCCGACGCUGCUAGCCGGACCUAUCGCACCGAUUCGGUCCAAGACGGCUAAAGACGAAUAGAGGACCCCAUCUCUUCCCCUGAGAGGUCAGCUGCACCAUGGCGGUGGUGGGGUCAGCGGCCGUCAUUCUCACUGUCCUCAGCGCCCUACAGCCCAGAGGUCUGGCGUCACGGACCGGGUACAGUUACGACUACCCGACGUACGACCGUCCGGACACGCUGUAUCCGCCCCAGUUCCUUUCUGUCUCUGGACAGCACACUGUGCGGCAGGGAAACAGCACAGUGCUGCCCUGUGCUGUGCAGGAUCUCGGAGCACGAAUGGUCAUGUGGAAGAAGCAGCGUCAGAUUCUGACCGUGAAGAGCCAGGUGUUUGCGGAGCAGGAGAGGAGUCGACUUCGUCUGGUAGACGGAUUUAACCUGCAGAUCAGCCGGGCCACACCCUCGGAUGCUGGCGUGUAUACGUGCACCGUAGCGCUCAACGACCGGGAUUUAGAACAGACGCAGACACUUGACGUGCAUUAUGGUCCUACUCUGCACACCGUGCCCGAGAGCGGUCUGGUGAUCGCCGAACAGGGCCAGAACGCCACGCUCGAGUGCCACGCCACCGGAAACCCCAAACCGCGCGUCAAGUGGAGAAAAAAGGUGGACGGUAGUUCCGCAGUGGUGGACCUGGUCGGUGGCGAAGUGCUCUCGCUGGAGAGCGUCACUCGCUCCGACGCCGGCACCAUCGAGUGUUACGCAGACAAUCCAGUGGGCGACUCGGCGUCUGUUCUGCUCACUCUGCAGGUCCUCUACCCGCCUGAGGUUGAAGUGGAGCGGAGUACCAUCUUCACGGGGGAGGGCUUCACCGCUCAGCUGGUCUGCUUGGUGCACGCCGACCCUCCCGCUGAGGUUACAUGGACUAGAAGCGGCAGUCCCAUUGAUUUUGAUCGCAUCAGUCAGACAAAUGACGUCAUUAUGUCGUCACGGCACGUCCUCACCAUCGAGGAAGUGACGUUGGACGACUUUGACACGUACACUUGUAAUGCUACCAACCAGCUGGGGUCUUCUCACGGGAAGAUUUACGUAUCAGGCGAGGCCGACAAGGUGGAGAUCACCAGCGCUCCGAUGGGAGGUGAUGUCGACUCGUACGACCUCGCCUGGAAGGUCAAGAGCUUCAGUCCGAUCAUAGAGUACAAAAUAGCGUACCGGAAAACUAAGGUGAACUCCACCAGCCAGGGAGCCGGGCCGUGGACCACCCUGACGGCGCCCACCACGGGCCGUCAGCCGGUGGCUGACAUCCACUUUGAGCAGCGAGUGACGCUGCGUCACCUGACGCCGGCCACCGCCUACGACCUGCGCAUCCAGGCGCAGAACAAGCACGGCUGGAACCGGGUGUCGGACACGUUUCACUUCUCCACUAUCGGCAGAGAGGUGAGUUAA